Haliotis rufescens (red abalone) is the source of this 2718-nucleotide messenger RNA. RefSeq names its product helix-loop-helix protein 1-like. The transcript has 2 exons. The record is from RefSeq and is a predicted model, not a curated record. Gene Ontology annotation, biological process: regulation of transcription by RNA polymerase II. NCBI's taxonomy places the organism in Eukaryota, Metazoa, Mollusca, Gastropoda, Lepetellida, Haliotidae. Bases 504 to 950 code for a protein of 148 amino acids. Gene Ontology annotation, molecular function: protein dimerization activity; DNA-binding transcription factor activity, RNA polymerase II-specific; RNA polymerase II cis-regulatory region sequence-specific DNA binding.
GGGGCGCGGGUAUAAUAAUACGGACAGAGCCGGAUCGGACCAUACCCGUUAAUACCAGAGCCGGAACGGGACUCGUCGUGACUAUUCUGACGCUUUGACUUCGACUUGAAGAAACCUGGUGACAGUCCCGUUGCAGAGAUCUUCUGCGUGUUUGACGGCAACGAGCCAAGACAAGAGACAUUUAAGUUUGGGUUUAAUUGAGCUGAGACCAGGGUUAGGAUUUAGGUUGAUGAAAACAGUGUCUGCGUGGCAUCUUUUCGUGGCAAGUAUUUUUUAUUCACUGGACAUCGACGGGGAUCGCCAUCCAACCAGCAGACAAGGGGGAAGACGUCCUUGGCAACACCUAAGACUUUGUAUUCACUGACAUAAAUAUUGACUAUCUCAAAGGAGGGCCACCGGUUUCAGGAUGGUUUGACGCAAGAGGAGCCUCAAAAUUAUUCUAAUCAGAUGCACUUCUCGAGAUGACUUCUUGAUCAUUAACCGGUUGACAUUCUAGAAGACAAAUGAGAGCCUCGCCGUUCGAACCCCAUCCCCACAGACUCCCCGUAGACGAACCGGAAGUUGGGAAAAUGCAUACGGAAGUGACGUCAGACAAAAUGACUUUUACAAGCAUAGAAAAUGGUUUGAACUCUGAGAGUGAUGUUAGAGAUUCAGACGACGACUGCAAAGACAGUUUACCUUUGUCCUCGAGAGGCCAUCGAGGUGGAAAUCAAGAAAAUGCACAACUCAGUAGAGAAGAGAGGAGACGCCGUCGCCGAGCUACAGUGAAGUACCGCACUGCGCAUGCAACAAGGGAGAGAAUUCGUGUUGAGGCCUUCAACGUUGCUUUUGCUGAGCUGCGGAAGUUGUUACCCACGCUUCCACCAGACAAGAAACUGUCGAAGAUUGAAAUCCUACGUCUUGCGAUCUGCUAUAUCUCAUACCUCAAUCACGUCCUUGACCUUACCUAAGUGUGACCUUGAUUUGACCUAGAUAGUGAGUGACCUUUGCAAAGAUGAAAAGGAGGAUCGGCAUAGUUUCCGAAUCCUCUUGGUACCCACACGGAAAAUGGCAACACCUCUCUUGUGAACAUCAAAAUUAUAUUGAACUGUACUGAGAAAACAAAUGAAGAACUAGAAUUAUAUUUGUAUGUGAUAUGAUGAACAUGUUGUGAACCGACAAGGUGACAUUGUACAGUAUUUAUUACUGCCUGAAUUACUUUCUAAACAUUGCACCGCAAAUCGCCGUGUGGUGUUGCGUCCCUUAUGGGCGCCGGAAACCUAUGAUCUUCGAAUCCCGGUUCGCCCACAUUAUAUUUCUAGCUUUCUCAUCACCAUAUUCUUUUUCGAGGGUUUCGCCAAAGUGGUAACUAUCUUUAGACCUACGCCACUUCGGGCUCGCCUCCCACGUCAAACUGACAUUCCAUGGCAUAAUUUAAACACGUUUCAAAGCGUCUUUAAACCAAACUCGCUCAAUCUGAAUGCUUAAAUGAUUAAGUUAUUCGCAUAUCUCGAACACAAGACACAUAAACACAAGGAACACAUUUAUAGCUUGCACAGUGUAUUUUGUUGAACGGAUUUGAAAGUGAAAUGGACAACAAGUGUGUCCACUAUCCUAUAUCAAAGCUUUGUUUCUACCUUUGCCACAUCAAGGCCACAAUCUUGGCUCCACCCUCGCGUAGAUCACGAGUUGUGCCCCUUGUAAUGAACUAUCCAAUCAGAUCGCUGUUCUUAUCUCGUAUAGCUUUCCAAAGAUGGCGACUACCAUAGGCGACGACCAAGUCGAUCACAUUACGAAAACAUUCGCGAUUUCAUCUCUGACACAAAAACAUAGGAAAUCGUUUGGGGCUCAAAGAUGAAAAAAACAAAUUCGUGUUAAUAAAGACAGGCAGCAGUAUAUCACUUUGAUACGAAAGUGUACCAGUCGUAGAUUUUGCAUUUUAUGAAACGUUCUCUGAUUGGAAUAUCGAUAUGUUCGAUACUCUAAUCAUAUUUAGCACAGUAAAGUGGGCUCGAUGUGGCAGUGGUCGAAACAAUACUUUGAUAAAAAGGCAAGUGGACGCUCUUUCCUCGGGAAGAUACUCCUAGUCAUAACAUCUGCGACAUCAAUGUCAAGCUAUGAUUAUGAUUAUUAUCGUCCAUAACGUUGUGCUUGAUGUUGCGGGAACGAAAUGUACUGUAUAUAUAUUUUUUUCAAGGUGUUGCGUAUAAUCUUUAAUACUCAACCCCACUUUUGAUAAGGAUAUUUUUCAUCUUUCCACUGUACACACACAAGAUUCUCAUCAUAGGUAUACAGUAAAGUACGGAUAUAACGAACUCAAAGGGACUACUUAUUUUAGUUUGUUAUAACCGUAGUUCGUUAUAAGCAUAUAUACAGCAUAACUACAGCAAAUUGUCGGGACCCAAAAAGUAAGUUCGUUAUAUCCGUAAGUUCGUUAUAAGCGUGUUCGUUAUAACCGUAGUUUACUGUAAUUGAAUAGAAUGACAUAUCUGAUUACCCUUAUCAAAGGUGGGGUGGUAUAUAUUUCCCAAGGCGAACCCGUUAGAACCAUUCGACAAAUGAAUGAAUACAUGCAUUUACAGUCGCAUGCGCGUUUGGCCUCGUUCAACAAUUUGAUACAAUGAGUGUUUCGUUGAUGGGGACGUUACAGAGUAACUGUUGUGAUCCCCUGUCGAUUGAGACCGGGAUGUACAUAUUGCGUAUUUUAAAUGAGCAUGAGUGAAAUAAAAUAAUUGAAAU